AUGAACCAAAAUUAUUCGCCUGGCCAUGAUAGUGCUGAUAGUCCGAUACAACGCAGCUCGCUGCAUUACGCAACUCAGGUGCUGGAAAGCCCUCCUGCCAGUCAUGACCCGACAGAUGCCAGUGUCCCGGGAGGCGUUACGCUUAGGGAGAAACAGAUUUGGCAGUCACGGGAGCCAAUAGCGCUCUCUCAGGGCGAGCAGACUUUGUUCGAAUAUUUUGUGCAUCAAGUGAGCCCUUGGAUCGAUCUUUUUGACCCCACAAGUCAGUUCUCUACGUUUGUUGCGCAUCUAGCGAUACACAAUGCUGGACUUAUGAAUGCUAUACUCGCUCUUGCAUCCCGGCAUCUAGCAUUAAAUUCUUCGCUAGAUGAAGACAAUAUGCCAAAUAAGGAGGAAGCAGCUCUUCAAUAUUAUUAUCAGACUCUUUACUAUGUGCAAAGAGCUAUGCAAUACCCCAGCUACCAGACAAGUCUGGAGCUCCUCGCAACGACACUGAUCAUUUCCGCCUAUGAAAUGCUUGACAAUUCUACUAACGACUGGGAACGGCACCUUGAAGGAGUCUUCCUGAUCCAGAGGUCUCAGACCAUCCAUGGAGAAUCCGGUGGACUGCAUUCAGCUGUGUGGUGGGCAUGGCUCUGCCAGGACAUUUGGGCCGCUUUCCGAGAAAAACGCAAGACUUUCACGUUCUGGGUGCCACAGAAACCACUUUCUGCACUAUCACCGCACGAGCUCGCUACGCGCGCAAUCUACAUUACUGCAAAGGUAAUUAGCUACUGUGCUGAUGCCACAACUGAAGAAAACAUCCAGCGUCAAAUGCAUGAGGCAAUCCAUCUUCACACCGUGCUAGAUGACUGGCGACAACAUCUGACUGUUGAGUUUUCACCAUUGCCGCUUGGUUCGCGGAAACAGUCAACUUGUUUUAAACCGAUCUGGAUCCGCCCACCUGCAUUUGCUGUGGCGGUUCAGUUUUUCAGUGUAUCACACAUUCUCUUACUUGCUCAUGAGCCCAGCAUGCGAGGGCUUGACCAGUAUCUCGAGCGACAAUGCGUAAUAAGGCGAUGUGUGGAAAAUAUCUGUGGCAUUGCUAUGGCUUUGAAAGAUGCUGCUUCCAGCUUGAUGUCAUCGCAGGCUUUAUUUAUUGCGGGAAUCUUUACGUUCGAGAAUCAUGCCCGUCAAGCUAUUUUGGAGUUGUUGGAGUCCUGCCAAGAGCGAACUGGCUGGCCAGUUAAAUCGUUGGGAGUUGAGCUACAGCAGCUUUGGGAAGGCAUUGAGCUUGCCAAAACCGCAGCAGCCGCAAGGGUGUCCAUGUAG
This is a messenger RNA of Aspergillus chevalieri, 1311 nucleotides long. RefSeq lists its product as uncharacterized. Gene Ontology annotation, biological process: positive regulation of transcription by RNA polymerase II. The record is from RefSeq and is a predicted model, not a curated record. Gene Ontology annotation, molecular function: transcription cis-regulatory region binding; DNA-binding transcription factor activity. Gene Ontology annotation, cellular component: nucleus. The coding region runs from base 1 to 1311 and encodes 436 amino acids. The transcript has 5 exons. NCBI's taxonomy places the organism in Eukaryota, Fungi, Ascomycota, Eurotiomycetes, Eurotiales, Aspergillaceae.